Messenger RNA from Coniophora puteana RWD-64-598 SS2, 414 nucleotides. RefSeq lists its product as uncharacterized. The transcript is spliced from 2 exons. NCBI's taxonomy places the organism in Eukaryota, Fungi, Basidiomycota, Agaricomycetes, Boletales, Coniophoraceae. Bases 1 to 414 code for a protein of 137 amino acids. The record is from RefSeq and is a predicted model, not a curated record.
AUGCCGCAAGACUCUCCCACUCUUAUCGACCCCAACCUCCUUUCACAAGGAAUUGCCCUCGACCCUAUGGACGCAUUGAUGGCUGAAGUCAAUCGUGGGCUGGCAGCCACUGGCAAUGGUUCCCUUCACAUUGAAAACGGCUCACAAGAUGGCAGGCCCGAGGCUGAACUCGAAGAUGAUGGGUUCUCUCAUUCGAUCUCCAGCCAGCUCUCUAUCCCUUCCUCCCAAAACCUUCCUGUCUUUACUUCCCUUCCCGACAGCUUCACUGUUGAGUCCAAUGUUCACUUUGGUCAGCAAGUGAAGCGAGGAGUGGACCUCUCUCCCCAGGCUGAGAAUGCCUUCGAUAUCUUCUGCACCCACCCUCCAGCACCACCUUAUCCUCCUGUAUCUUCGCAUGCUCAUGGUGGAGGAUAA